Messenger RNA from Manis pentadactyla (Chinese pangolin), 4402 nucleotides. RefSeq names its product polyamine modulated factor 1 binding protein 1 (gene PMFBP1). The transcript has 17 exons. Lineage: Eukaryota; Metazoa; Chordata; Mammalia; Pholidota; Manidae. The record is from RefSeq and is a predicted model, not a curated record. Gene Ontology annotation, biological process: spermatogenesis. The coding region runs from base 37 to 2931 and encodes 964 amino acids.
AACAAGAAAGAAGUGUCAGCAUUCGAAGAGUCGCCGAUGGAGCUUGAGCCCAGUAGACAGUGUCACCUGAGACAACUCCAACAGCUCAAGAAAAAAUUGCUGGCCCUUCAGCAAGAGCUGGAGCUCCACACGGAGGAGCUGCAGACGUCUUACCGCUCUCUCCUGCAGUAUCAGUCCGUCCUAGAGAAGCAGGCUUCCGGCCUGGACCUUCUCCACUGUCACUGCAAACUGAAACAAGAUGAGGUGAUUCUCUAUGAGGAGGAAAUGGGAAAUCACAAUGAGAACGCAGGGGAGAAGCUCCGUUUGGCACAGGAGCAACUUGCCUUGGCGGGGGACAAGAUCAUCUCCCUAGAAAGGAGCUUAAACCUCUACAGAGGCAAAUACCAGACUUCUCUGAGCAACACUGAGUUACUGGAGUGCCAGGUGAAGAUGCUGGAGGGGGAGCUCAACGUGAUCAUCAGUCAGGAGCCCAAGAACAAGGGAGAUCACUCAAAGGUGCAUAUAUACACUUCUCCCUGCAUGACUCAAGAGCACCAGGUGACCCUGAAACGACUGACUGAAGUCUGGCAAAAGGUCUCUGAGCAGGAUGAUCUAAUCCAGGAACUUCGAAACAAGCUAGCCUGCAGUAACGCUUUGGUUCUGGAGCGGGAAGAGGCUUUGAUAAAAUUACAAGCCGACUUCACUUCCUACACAGUGACCCACAGACAUCCUCCUACCUCCUCAGAAGAUUGUGAAGACAUCAAAAAGAUACUGAAGCACUUGCAGGAGCAGAAAGACAGCCAGUGCCUGCACGUGGAGGAGUACCAGCACCUGGUGAAGGACUUGCGCCUGGAGCUGGAAGCUGUGUCCGAACAGAAGAAGAGCAUCAUGAAGGACGUGAUGAAGCUGGAGCUGGACCUGCACGGGCUGCGGGAGGAGACAUCUGCCUACGUGGAGAGGAAGGAUAAGGAGGCGGCCAUCCUGCAGCAGCGGCUGCAGGAGCUGCAGAUGGAGUUCACAGAGACCCAGAAGCUUGGUUUGAAGAAAGACAAGCGCCUCCAAGAGAAGGCUGAAAUGCUGCAUGAGCUAGAGAAGGAACUGGCACAGGUUCAGGACACCCUCAUGAAAAAAGAGGUAGAGCUGGAUAAGCAGCAACGCGUGGCAACGGAACUGGAACUCACCAUUCAGGAGGCGAAGCAGAAUGACUGCAGGGCAGAGUGUGGAGCCAUGCGAACUGAGCUCCAGCUGCUGCAGGACUGUCUCCGAGAUGCCAGACAGCAGCAGAGACUGGCUGCUCAUCAACUAGCUCAAUAUAAAGAAGAGGCCAUCCUGGCCCAGAGGAACCUGGAGAAUUCCCAGAGGAAACUGCAAAGCUGCCUCUUCCUGGAGAAGCAGAAGACAGACACCAUCCAGGAGCUACAGAGAGACCUUCGGAAGCUGCAGAAGGAUUCCCUGAUGGCCAAAGAGGAACUCGCACCCAGCAGGAAACGGAUAGAGGAACUGACAUCAGAACUCUCUGAGGCCCUCAGGAAGCUUGAAAAUUCUGACAAAGAAAAGAGGCAGCUUCAGAAGACAGUGGCUGAGCAGGAUAUAAAACUGAAUGACCUGCUAGAUCAUUUAAAACUCAUUCAGCACCAGAACAGGGAGCAAGCCUGCACCAAAAGCCAUCUGGAAGAUGAACUUAAGGACGUAACAAGGUUACUGGAGGAGAAACGGGAGCAGGUGAAAAAGUGCAAAGAACAGGAGAAGUUGCUGGAGGAAAAGCUUGAAGUGCUCCGGCAGGAAGGAAAAAGGAAAGAAAAGCUGUCAAAGGAGAAUUUGAGAAAUCUGGAAGAGGAAAACAAGAAGCUGAAAGUACAGUUAAAGCAAUAUUCUACACAACUGGAUUCCUCUCUCACCAGACAAAACACCUCCCAGCAAGUCAUUCAAGAACUAAAUAAUAAGAUAUCCCAGCAGAAGGAGACUUUAGUGAGUCUGCAGGUCCAGCUGGACAAGAGUCUGCAGAAAGAGAAGGAAUGUCUCCAGACCAUGGUCAGUAAAGAAGCCUAUGAGGAGCUGUCCCGGAAGUCAGCUGCCUGCCGAGAUGACCUGACCCAAGCCCUGGAGAAGCUCGAUCAUUCGACCUCGGAGACAAAGAGCCUGCACCGAAGCUUGACACAGGCCCAAGAGAGGAAAGGUCAGCUGGAAGGUGAAAUCGUGGUUUAUGAGGAGAGGAUGAAGUGGCUCAACGUGGAAUUGAAAAAACUGCAGGGCUUCCAUGAGCAGAGUGAGCUAGAGGUGCGCGCCUUCGACCGGAAGCUGGAGUUGAUGAGCGGCCAGGUGCUGCAGUGGCAGAAGCAGCACCAGGGCGACCUCCGGAUGCUGGCGGCCAAGGAGGAGCAGCUCAGGGCCUUUCAGGAGGAGAUGGCCGCCCUGAAGGACAGCCUCCUCGCGGACGAGCGGGAGCCCCGUUGCAUGCCCCAGCAUUCUGUACCCAAAGACACCUGUAAGCUGCCCAGAGACAAUCAUCAGAUUAUGUCCGACAUGGAGCAAUGGGCAAAAGAGCAGAAGAUCGCCAAUGAGAAACUAGGAAACAAGCUCCAUGAACAGGUCAAAUAUAUCGCCAAGCUGUCUGGUGAAAAGGACCACCUCCUCAGUGUAGUGGUCCAUCUGCAGCAGGAAAAUAAGCAGCUGAAGAAUGAGAUAGAGGAGAAGCUGAGAGCCGGAAACCCAAAGUCGCACACCAAAGCCCCGGGCCCGGGCGGAACAGGGUCCGCACACAAGGGGAAACCGUGCACCACCUCAGGCUGGAGGGGGACAUCUCUGGACGUGGGCCAGAGGUCUUGGGAGGUCACCAAGUUUGUCGGUAUGCCCCACUGCUCAGGUAUGUCUGCCAUUUGUCUUUUUGCUGCUUCCUAUAAUGUCAUCUUAGUCCUAGGGGUCAAAAAAAUCAUAAUAAUGACAGCCCAAUAAUACUUUCCAAGAGAUCACUGGAUUGGAAAACCAAAUAGGGUUAAAAAAAGCAGAUCUUUCGCUUAGUUCCUCUGGACCAGAGAUCAGUGUUUGCUCAUCUGUAGAGGGAGGAGACAAAUGAAUUAGGCUCGUUCUGAUCUGAGAACCCUUGACAACACCCAGGUACCUCAAAACGCAGACCUAUCCCUACCCAAUACCCAGGUCCUUUGGGACAUGUGGGACAAGGGGGACACAGGCAGGACAGGCAUCUUCCUUCCAUGACAUGUCCUGGAAACCCCACAAGCGCCCCGUCCCCUGCCCAGCCUGAGGCCACAGCUCCCUGUUCUGCCACCUACAGACUCUAUGUUACUCCUGAGGGAAGAAUUCACCCCACCACAGAGCUGCCUGGCCGGGAGGCCAGUCCUUGAGGAAGUGGCCUCCUUAAUUCCCCCACAAAUCAAGCCUGUGAUUUCCUGUUCCUUCAGCUUCCUCGUAUUGAUAGAAUCAGCGCCCUGCCCUGAGCACCAUUUCCACCACAUUUUUCAGAGGACAGUGAGUUCCCAUCCCUCUCUUGACUUGGAUUAACUUUUACGGGCAUACAUCAAGGUCUCAGCCUAUUUUGCAAGAUGCUAACAUUUCAUUGAGUUUUGUCCACUUCCUGCAGUGGAGUGAGGCUUGGAACCAUACUACCAUCUCCGGGCCCAAACCCUAAAAUAAAGACAUGAGCAGAGCAAUCCUGGUGAGCUCUUGGUGACUUGCAGACAUCUCUGCCCCUCACGCCCCCAGCAGCACAUUCAUUCCUGUUUUCUCUGGAUUCUGAAAGACAAGGGGCUCUUCCACACGUACAGGGAAGCCAUCAUCCCCAAAGCAAGCUUCUAGAUUAGUUUUUAAACCAACAAGAGAUCAUUAGCUCCUUUUUCAUCCUUUCUGCCUCUAAAAUUUAAGAAGGAAAACAUCUAAAAACCUCAAAAAGAAAGUAAUCCUGAGACCCAAAAGAAAGGAAGAUAAAUAAGUGAUACAUUUCCCAAAUGCGGAAGGAGAAAGAGCCAUCUGCUUUCUCCUUGGUCCCCAUAUUACAUUGCCCCUUUUAACAAUUUUAUUUUUCUCCCCAGCUAGCUCGAUACAAGUACAAUUCCAUUAUAACAAAUUCCAAGGACAACUAAACUAUUUACUUCUGGUAGGAUUUUGUUAAACUGAGUAAUGUCUAGAAUUUAUAUUCCUAAUCUGUAGGAAAUUGAAAUAGCUACUAAGGUAAAAUAAGAGAAAGAAAUGAAAGGGCUUGCAUUUGGAAAGGGAGUUGGAGGACCAGAAAAGUGAAAGAAACCCACUAGUUGGUAAUGAUUCUUAAAUAUUCUUGCUUCCCUCCCCAGCCAACAAAAGGUAAGAAAAUUCCCUGCUAAUAGCAACAUGUCACAUAAGAUGUCCCUGCCAGGGCUUGGGAAGGGGAAAUUCCAGGUGUGCCAUGUGAGUCAGAGUGAAGGGCAUUUCUAGU